Phytophthora infestans T30-4 is the source of this 1242-nucleotide messenger RNA. RefSeq lists its product as uncharacterized. The record is from RefSeq and is a predicted model, not a curated record. The transcript has a single exon. Bases 1 to 1230 code for a protein of 409 amino acids. NCBI's taxonomy places the organism in Eukaryota, Oomycota, Peronosporomycetes, Peronosporales, Peronosporaceae.
AUGGCCAAGUUUAAUGUGCAUGAUGUGGCGUUGCCGGAGCUCAAACUUUCCCCGGAGCGUCAAGCUGCAUUGAUCGCCGAGGUCGAGGCGGUUGUUCAGAACACGCUCGAGCUGCGAUCAGCUUUCGCCGCUGGCGGCCGCCAGCUCGACACGUCGGCGUGGAAGCUCGUGAGGACCAAGGACGAUGUGCGCGCGUACCGCUCGCGUCGCGCAUUGCACGGCGUGGAUCCGUCCGAGACGCGUACGGAGACGUCGGACGCGCUUUCGUCAUCGUCGUCUAACAGCUCUCGAACGACUAUGAACAAGCUCACUGCUUCUAGCACUUCUUCCCACGACAGCGACCGUCUCCGUGCCAAGAAGUCUGCGCGCCCACCUGCCGUGGUGCUGUCCGGUACCGUCGACGGCACGGCCGAAGAUGCCGUUUUGGGUAUGCUGGCGGAUUCCGAACAGCACUGCAUGAUGCGCCAGUCGUAUCUAGGCACAGAGCUCGAGGACUCCCGUUUGCUGUAUGUUUUAGCCCGUCCAACGCCGCAAAACCCGUUCGCGUUCAUUGGCAUCAAGUGGGGCCGACAGACGUACGGCCGCUUCAGUCAGCCACGAGACUUCGUGUUUCUGGAGUCCACAGGUAUCACUAAGGACUCACGUGGCGAGAUGGUUGGUUACGGUAUCCGCCAGUCGACGGAUCUAUCGGACGUGCUGACGUUGCCGCGAUCUCAAGAUGUGCUUCGUGGCCAGUUGUCCGUGUGCCAAACGUUCGCCAACAGUGGCGUUCCCGUUGCCGGUUCGCGUCAUCACUCGGCUGAAAUGUUCUCUCGAGCGUUUCUACAACUGGACGGCGACGUGCCGGUGAGCGUGGCCGCCUCGGCGUUCGCUGAGAAGCUCAUGGCGCUCGUGAACACUAUGGAGUGUGCGACCGCCUACAAGCUCACAUGGAUGAUGAGACAGUCUUCUCGUCAGGCUCGUCCGGGCACGAGCGUCCACGGCACAAGUAGCCACUGUGCCAACUGCACGCGCAGUCUCAACAAACUCACUAACCUGCUGCUAUCGCGCGGGGGCACGUGCCAGGUCUGCCGUCGCUCUUACUGCGGCAAAUGCUCGGUGUACAAGAAGAUCUCGAUCGGUAUCGGUAACGAGGUGAUGCAGAAGUCGAUGCUCUUCUGUCUCGAGUGUCUCUUGGAGGCGAAGCACAUCUCGGCUCGCGAAGUGGCCGUGGACCAGCAAAAGUGGUAGUUAUUCCCCCGU